UAAGACAAGUGGUAUUGUAAUUACCCGUGUGGGAUUUUGAUCCGAUAUGAUGAUGUUUUUCUUUACUUUCUCCAUUUUUAAAUGCUCGCUUCAUUUUUCAUUUCCGGCUAUUUUAAAAUACUUGCUUCAUUUUCUUAUUUGGAAAGCUUUUACAAUAUUUAAUUCAUUUCUCUCACCUAGUGGUUUAGUGGACUCAACAUAAAUCAUAUUUUAUUAAUUUCAUAUUCUCCCUCUUUUAAUUCUCAAUAUUACUUUGCUUUUUACAAUUUUUUAUUUUUUCACCUACCCCACACUACCUCUAUAUUUUUACAAUUUUUUAUUUUAUUACUCUCUCCAUAUUUUAUUAAUUUUUCCGCGGAGGGAGAAAUGAAGCAAAUAUUUAAUAAAAAUUGGAAAGAGUGCGAUACUACUUAUACCAGUACUAAAAAACCGUAAAGAAAAUACGAAGUAGUUUAUAGUACGUGGCAACACUACACUGGUCCCUACCCUCCACUGCAUGCACCCACAAAAGCUCAAUUUCCGAAAAGUGCCCUUUCUUCCUCCCUCCAUAAACUGCAUUUAACAAAAUCAUUUGGCGUCCACUAAGCUGUUCUUGUGUCUUCACUUUUUGGCGGGGAGAAAAGUGAAAAAUCCAUUAUAUUUCUUGAAAAAAGUUUCCCGCUGACAAAAAAAAUAAAUCAACAAAAAAAAAAAACAAAAAAAAAAACAAAGUAGUACCCAUCAAAAGGAAUGACAAAAGAAAUUGUUAGGGUUUCUCAUUUCUUGUUUGUUUUGUGGGCUUCUCUUUCUUACCUCAUUAUAACUUUGGUUUAGUUUUUUGAUACUUAAGGAGAGAGAAAGUGACAUUUUGGAAAAAGGGUUUUGAAAUUUUUUUGUGGGGUUUUUCUGGGUAUUCCUUUGAUUACUCAACUUUGCAGAAAGAUUAAAGCUUUAUUAGUGUUAAGUGCUGUAAAUGUGGUAAUUAAGGGCUAAUUUUUUUCUUCAUGGGUCCCUUGUAUUUAAUUCAAUGCUGGUGUUGAUUGCUACCCACAUUAGUGUCUACUUUUUUCUGGCACAGAGAUUUCUGGGUUAUUUUCACCAAAUGUGGGAAGUUUGAAGAAGUUGCAAGUUUGUUGAUCUUUUUGAUUGUUUUUUGGCUCAAAAGCUUCUGUUCUGGUGAAAAUUUAGCUUAGUGGUGUGGAGGUAGAAUGAUGAGGCUUUUUAGGUUAGUUUUGAUGUGUCUAUAUAUGGUUUCUACAAUGGGUCAGCUUCCGUCGCCGGAUAUUAUAGCAUUGCUUCAAUUUAAGAAGGGUAUUAAGCAUGACCCUACUGGUUAUGUAUUGAAUUCAUGGAAUGAGGAGUCCAUUGACUUCAAUGGGUGUCCGUCUUCUUGGAAUGGGAUUGUUUGUAAUGGCGGGCACGUUGCCGGUGUUGUUCUUGAUAACUUGGGUCUGUCUGCAGCGGCAGACUUGAGUGUAUUUGCUAAUCUUACCAUGUUGGUUAAACUUUCAAUGGCAAAUAAUUCCAUAAGUGGCAAUAUCCCUAGUAAUAUAGGCUCAUUUGAUAAGCUUCAGUAUUUGGAUAUCUCAAACAAUCUGUUUGCCGGCUCUUUACCAUCAGCAAUUGGUAGUUUGGCUAGCUUGCAGAACCUUACAUGUUCUGGAAACAACAUCUCCGGACCAAUUCCUGAUUCUAUUUCGGGACUCACUUCACUUGAGUCUCUUGAUUUGAGCCGGAACUCCUUGUCUGGUCCGUUGCCUGCUUCAUUGACUAAGCUAGGAAGUUUGGUUUAUCUAAAUCUAUCUGAUAAUGAGUUCCAAAAGAAGAUUCCAAAAGGAUUUGAAUUGCUUUCAAGUCUUGAGGUGCUUGACUUGCAUGGAAAUAUGCUUGAUGGAGAUCUUGAUUAUGAGUUCUUGCUAUUCUCUAGUGCUAUGCAUGUCGAUUUGAGUAAUAACCAACUUGAGAAUUCUGGUUCGAAGAAGGAGAAAUUCUUGGCUGGCGUGUCCGAGUCUGUUAAGUAUCUGAAUCUCAGCCACAACAGGCUUACUGGAUCGCUAAUUGGUCAAACUCAGCUCUUUGAGAACCUGAAGGUUUUGGAUUUGAGUUACAAUAUGUUUUCGGGAGAUUUGCCUGAAUUCAAUUUUGUUUAUGAUCUUGAGGUCCUCAGAUUGAGCAACAACAGGUUUUCCGGGUUUGUUCCUAAUGAUUUGCUGAAAGGAGAUCCUGUACUUCUUACUGAGUUGGAUUUGAGUGGCAACAAUCUCACAGGUUCAAUUGGCAUCAUCAUGUCUACUACGCUGCGGACACUUAAUCUGUCUUCAAAUGGUCUGUCUGGUGAACUGCCACUGUUGACUGGAGACUGUGCUGUCCUUGAUUUAUCAAAGAAUCAAAUUCAAGGGAACUUGUCAAAAAUGGCAAAAUGGGGAAACAUUGAAUUCCUUGAUCUCAGCCAAAAUCGUUUAACAGGUCCUGUUCCUGAGACGACAUCUCAGUUUUUGCAUCUAAACUAUCUCAAUCUUUCCCAUAAUUCCCUUAGUAGCCGUCUCCCAAAAGUUGUGACUCAAUUCCCAAAGCUUAGUGUCCUGGACCUAAGUUUCAAUAAGUUGGAUGGACCUCUUCAGAGUGAUUUGUUAACUAUGACAACCUUGCAAGAAUUACAUCUCGCUGGCAACUCUUUUGUUGGAAGUAUUGAAUUCUCUCCUCCCCCACGCCAGUCUGAUCUUCGAGUGCUUGAUCUUGCUGAUAAUCAUUUGGGUGGCUACUUUCCAGACAGAUUUGGGUCGCUGACUGGUCUGGAGGUGCUUAAUCUUGCUAAAAAUAAUAUUUCAGGUUCACUACCGACUUCUAUGAAUGAUAUGAGUUCGCUGACUUCUUUAGAUCUAUCUGAGAACCACUUUACUGGUUCUUUGCCUACUAACCUGUCUAGCAACCUUCAAAGCUUUAAUGCAUCAUAUAAUGACCUCUCUGGGGUUGUUCCAGAGAAUUUGAGGGUAUUUCCCCGUUCAUCUUUCUACCCUGGAAAUUCUAAGCUACAACUUCCCAAUGCGCCUCCUGGACCAGAAAGUUCUGGUGGAAACUCCAAGAGGAAAUCAAUGAAGACCCUGAUCAAAGUGAUAAUUAUUGUUGCAUGUGUGGUGGUCUUUUUCAUUUUGAUUUUGCUUGCCAUCUUCAUACAUUAUAUUCGUAUCUCUAAGAGACCUCUAUCAGAAGAUGUUACUAAGAGAGAUGUCCAUAGGAAGAUGCCACCAAAUCCCACAGGCAUUGGUGGGAGGGAAAAUCCCCAGAAUUUGGUUGUUUCAGCUGAGGACAUAAUCACCACUACCAGGAAAGGAUCCUCAUCUGAGAUAAUGAGUCCUGAUGAGAAAGCAGCUGCUGUAACAGGUUUCUCUCCAUCUAAAACUAGCCAAUUAUCUUGGUCACCGGAAUCUGGAGAUUCUUUUGCUGCAGAGAGUCUAUCCAAACUUGAUGUUAGAUCACCUGAUCGGCUAGCUGGUGAGUUGUAUUUUCUUGAUGAUACAGUAUCUUUGACACCCGAGGAGCUGUCAAAAGCUCCGGCAGAGGUUUUGGGUCGUAGCAGUCAUGGAACGUCUUAUAGAGCCACGUUAGAAAAUGGUAUGUUCUUAACCGUGAAGUGGCUAAGAGAAGGUGUUGCAAAACCAAAGAAAGACUUUUCGAAGGAGGCUAAGAAAUUUGCGAAUAUCAGGCAUCCAAAUGUUGUUGCAUUACGAGGGUACUAUUGGGGACCUACCCAGCAUGAGAAGCUCAUUCUUUCAGAUUAUGUCUCACCUGGAAGUCUUGCAAGCUUUCUUUAUGAUCGACCAGGGAGAAAAGGUCCACCAUUAACUUGGCCACAGAGACUAAAGAUUGCAGUAGAUGUUGCUCGUGGUCUGAACUAUCUCCAUUUUGAUCGAGCUCUUCCUCAUGGUAAUCUAAAAGCAAACAACAUAUUAUUGGAUGGUCCUGAGCUCAAUGCACGAGUCGCAGAUUACUGUCUUCAUCGCCUCAUGACUCAAGCUGGAACAAUUGAACAAAUCCUCGAUGCUGGUGUAUUAGGAUACCGGGCUCCAGAAUUGGCUGCUUCUAAGAAACCACUUCCGUCUUUCAAGUCUGAUGUUUUUGCCUUCGGAGUUGUAUUGUUGGAAUUGUUGACUGGAAGAUGUGCUGGCGAAGUUGUCUCUGGUGAAGGGGGAGGUGUUGAUUUGACAGAUUGGGUUCGGUUGAGAGUUGCUGAAGGACGGGGCUCUGAUUGCUUCGAUUCUGUCCUGACUACAGAAAUGGGAAAUCCUACUGUAGACAAGGGGUCAAAGGAGGUACUUGGAAUUGCUUUACGAUGUAUACGCUCAGUUUCAGAGAGACCAGGUAUCAAGACUAUUUACGAGGAUCUUUCAUCCAUUUAGUUUGUUUGAGGUUUUAGUUUUUUUUUUUUUUUUUUUUUGGGGAAUUUUGAUUUUUAGAUCUUCCUGGAAUUGGGAUAUGUUAGCAGCCUCAGUUUUUGAGUGUUAGUUUUACUGUAGGCGGUGGGAAUUGUUUUCUUGAAUGAUGGUUGUACAAAUGAGCCAUCAUUCAAUGUUUGCAUAUUAAGAUUAGAUGCCCAUAUGUAAAAAAGAAUUAUCACUUUGCGAAUACCUUAUUAGCAAUGUGAAAGCCUUUAACUUGUUAAUCAAAUCUCUUGCUUGAUUCCGAAAGCUGCAAGUUUUACUUUUCUAACUAUGGCAUUCCAAGAGCAGAAAGUUUUUAUUACAAUCCAGCUCCCUUGUUUUGUUUCGCACUUGUUUUCUUAUUGAUACUGCAAUGCAAUUCUGAAUUGAAAUGCCUGAGGGCCUGAAGGUUUUUACGGCAUUGGUCAAGGACCUCUUCCAUCUUGAAUGUUAAAGAAGUAAAACAGAAUGGAUUUGCACUUAACAGAGAGGGAGAAGUCAAUUAAAUUUCAGCUGAGCUAUGAUUCUGAAUUGGAGAAUAAUUAUGUUAUUAUUUAGUGCAUGGUGUAAUUCUUGUAUGGGUAUUCAUCAGUGAAAUCUAUGGAAGUUCACAGGCAGAGAACUAGGUUGGACUUGUUCAAAAGUCACAUGAAACUAUGAAAGUUCACAUUCUUCAUAUUGUCGACGAAAUUGCUUGUACUCUUGGCUAACUUUAUGAGCUCAAUUGUAUCAGAUGCAGUAUGUUGUGCAACCUGUUUUUUUUUUUUUUUUUUUUUAUCAUAGUACUUGUAAGUCGUAAGACUCGUAACAAGGUUACCUAAUGCCUAUAACGGCUAUAAGGCUAUAGCCACCAACUCAAGACCACUAAUUAAA
This is a messenger RNA of Chenopodium quinoa (quinoa), 5270 nucleotides long. RefSeq names its product probable LRR receptor-like serine/threonine-protein kinase At4g20940. Gene Ontology annotation, biological process: protein phosphorylation. NCBI's taxonomy places the organism in Eukaryota, Viridiplantae, Streptophyta, Magnoliopsida, Caryophyllales, Amaranthaceae. Bases 1188 to 4376 code for a protein of 1062 amino acids. The record is from RefSeq and is a predicted model, not a curated record. Gene Ontology annotation, molecular function: ATP binding; protein binding; protein kinase activity. The transcript is spliced from 5 exons.